CUUCUUGCAUGACCCUCUCUGCCAACAAAAAUAUAUUUCAACUUUAACUAUAGGAAUUUACUUUAAAUUUUCCUUGUCCUAUAAGUAAUUUCCCUUCAUAUAUAAAACACAACAAUUGUCUACUUGUAAUCAAAAGUUUUGGUUACUCAAUAUACAUAUAUAGUCAUGGAAUUCCCUGAACUUUCAUUGGCUCCUUCUUAUCUUUCCAAUUAUGAAUCUCAUCAAAUCAAUCUUCCAAUGAAGAGAAAGCAAGAAAUGAUUCAAGCUAGUGUUGAUCUUCAACUUAAAGAUCCUCUUCCUUUGGAUUGGGAGCAAUGUCUUGAUCUUGAAUCAGGAAGAAUGUAUUACCUAAAUAGGAAAACACUGAGGAAGACAUGGGAUUGGCCAAAGGACCAAAAGCUAGACCUUGAACUAAACAUAUCAUCAAGGUCAAUUCAAAUGGAUGAUGAUCAUGAUCAUGACUACUACUCAAAGAAACAGAACAAAAGCAACAGUACUAGUGGGAGCAACAAUAUGAUAGCAUUGCCAUGUUCAAAUUGUCAUCUAUUAGUGAUAGUGUCACAGUCAUCACCAUGUUGUCCUAAUUGCAAGUAUGUCCACUCUCUACUUUCCAACAAAAACAAUGCCACCACAAAGUGUUAUGACACUUUGAGCCUCUUGAACUAGCUAGCUAGCUACUACUACCUCUUUGUUGUUUGGGAAAAAAAUGUGGUGGUUAAUAAGCCUCCAAGUGCCAUCAUGUAGUGUUUCUCUUUUUAUUCUUUCUUCCUUUGUGUACUUGAAAUAGUAAAUAACUUUCAAACAUCA
This is a messenger RNA of Solanum stenotomum, 807 nucleotides long. RefSeq lists its product as uncharacterized. Gene Ontology annotation, molecular function: protein binding. The transcript has 2 exons. The record is from RefSeq and is a predicted model, not a curated record. Lineage: Eukaryota; Viridiplantae; Streptophyta; Magnoliopsida; Solanales; Solanaceae. Bases 166 to 666 code for a protein of 166 amino acids.